Trichoderma reesei QM6a is the source of this 792-nucleotide messenger RNA. RefSeq lists its product as uncharacterized. Gene Ontology annotation, biological process: protein phosphorylation. Lineage: Eukaryota; Fungi; Ascomycota; Sordariomycetes; Hypocreales; Hypocreaceae. Gene Ontology annotation, molecular function: ATP binding; protein kinase activity. The transcript has a single exon. The coding region runs from base 1 to 792 and encodes 263 amino acids. The record is from RefSeq and is a predicted model, not a curated record.
AUGAAGAUGGAGAUUAUAGAUUCUUUCGAAGUCCUCAAGAAGAUUGAUGGCAAGUUCGACAUGUACGUCAAAGUCAUAGUCCGACAGGGAGGCGAAUACUACAUUGGCAAAUGGAGAGACCGCAAGCACCUGCCAGACGACUUCUCUCAGCUGGAAGACGUCAGAAUUAUUCCGACAAAGGAUCGAGGACCGGCGAUGAACCCCCAAUGGACGACUGCACAAUCUGAGGGCGACUUUUACGUCAAAAAACCCAGCCUUCAGGAUCACGUGGAUCCUGAGCUAGAAAACCGAGUCGAGCACGAAAUCAAGAUGUGCGAACUGAUCAAGAGAGAUCCUCAUCCUAACCUGGCGUCUUACUAUGGCUGUGUGGUCAAGGAGGGAAAAGUGAUGGGGAUCUGCUUCAAGAAGUACCAGAGAACACUCUUGGAGACAGUCAACCCGGGCAGACUGUCCAAGCGACACUUUAUGGAGAGCGGCCGACCACUUGUCAGGAACCACAUGAAAGGCUGGCUCGAAAGCCUUCGCAGCGCUGUGAUCCAUCUGCACUCGUUGGGGCUCGUCCACAACGACAUCACACCGGCGAACAUUAUGUUGGACGAAGCUGAUUCUCCGGUCCUCAUUGAUUUUGGCGGACUGUGUCGGGUGGGGGAAUCGCUGAGGACAGUCAAGAGGACUUAUGGAUGGUAUGACGAAGCGGUAACUGAAGCGACCAAGCAGGCUGAUCUGGAUGCUCUUGCGGAGAUUGAGGCCUUGUUAUUCGCAACUCCAGAUGGUCUGAAGUUCUCUGGGUGA